GCCUGCUCUUCGGGUCGGCUUACCUUUGGACCAGCGAGGGCCUCGCGCGCAGGAACGAGCUGAUCCUCGCCAAGCGGGCGAGCGUCGUCAACGCCACUGGCUACCAGUGGGUGCCCGGGGACGACUUCAACAUAGACCCGCACGUCAUCAGGGACUCGGGGCUGCUCUGCAGGAUGAACGGGAUCAUCGUGCACGACAGGCAGCAGGGCUCCUGUACGAUGCUCGGGCAGCAGUACGACAGAGACUACAUCAUCGUCUCGAAGAGCCUGGUCCUCGGGCCGCUGGAGGCGACGGUGCAGAACGGCUACAACGCGUCGCCGCACUCCCCCGUCGUGCUCCGGCUCGCGAGGCAGCACAGGGACGACCGGGACGUCAUGGAUGACCACUGGCGGGCGCUGGGCGUGGCCUACGAGGAGCACCCCAACCGCUUCCACAACCUCGAGGGAGAGGAGUUGACGCGGCGGCAGGGGCACUACGAGCAGACCAUCUACAAGUGGACUUACACGGAGGCGCCGAGGCUGAAGGAGGCGCCCAGGCAAUUGACAGACUUCGCGACGCGCUGGUGGGCCAGCGAGACCGGCGAGACGUGGCGGCAGGCAAUCCACGUGGCCGACACCAUGCUGGCCCACGAGAUCGCCAUGCCGCUGAUGAGGGCGGCCCCGGCCUGCAGCCUGCAGCCCGCCACCAAAGAGGCAGUUGCCGGGGUCGCUGGAGACGACCUUGCUGGGGGCGCCGCACCGCAGCGGCGCCCUUUUGCAGUUGGCCCGCAGAGUGAGAAGGGCACCACGUGGGAAGACGAGGCGGCGUCGCUGGUGUCGGAGGACGAGGGCACGCCCCUCCCCGACCUUCCCUGCGAAGAGGCGGAAGUGGUACAGAGCCGCCUCGCGGCUGGAGCGCCACCCCGCGGGGGGGAGCAGCCGGGCUCCGAGGAGCAGCUCACUUGGGACACAGUGCAGCAGUGGCCCGCCAUCGUGAACACGGUGGGCAGCAUCGACGUCGACAGAUUGACUGCUCAGGAGCUGCAGUACAUCGACUGCGUCGCGACCCUCCUGGACGUGGCUAGUCGGAGGAACUGGAGGCUGGUGCAUCGCGCGUUAGCCGCAUGCUGGAGGAGGUGGCUACGUGACCACGGAGCAGCAGGCGCGGGGGCCAUACACAAGUGGACCAAGCCGCACGCGCCGUGGCAGCCGACUGCGCCACCACAGAACGAGAGCAUCAGCGAGCACGCGCUCGCGCACCCCCAGGAGGCCGCUGACCACUCGCUCGCGGGCUGGGAGGCGAUCUGGGGCGACGAGCACGACCCGACUGCGCCGUGGUGCCAGCCCCCCACAGCGCUCGAGAGGGAGGAGUACAGGACGCCACCCACUAUGCCCAAGGAAGUGCUGGACGCCAGUGGCAAGUUCCGCGCCAAGACGGGCCUCGGAGAGUCGGGCCGGCAUCCGCGACUCUGGAAGCAGGGAGGCGUCCAAGGGGCAGCGCGCGCGGCAAGCGCGCUCAACGCGGUGGAGGCAGGGUCGCCAUGGCCCGAGCCUCAAUCCACCAUCCUGUUCUACCUGCUCGCGAAGCCCGCAGGAGGCUACAGGAACCUCGGCUUGAUCCCAGAGCUGGCGAGGCGAUCGUCGCGGAAGGGGCUGGAGUGCGCCGUGACGUACUUCGACUUGGUCAAAUGCUCCGAGUACCUGACCCACGAGCUGGUCUGGAAGGCGCGCUCCCGGUGGGGCCUCAACCACCUCAUCCUGAAGGUCGCCCUCAGGAUCUACGCGAUGGCGAGGCGCAUCCUCCUCGACGGGCGCUACACGCGUGGGCGGCGCUGGGCCAGGGGCAUUGUGGCAGGAAGCAGGUUCGCGCCCCUCUGCCUCAGGAUGAUCCUAUACAUGGAGCUGGACGGGGUCGUCGAGGCCUUCCGAUGGGCGGACGCCUGCCUGUUCUUCGACGACCUGGCGAUGGCGACGCACGGCGUCAGGGAGUUCGCGCAGCACUGGCAUUGCCAGCUUGUGCAGACGCUGAUCAACAUGUUCGAGGUGGUCCCGGACAUGCGGGUCUCCCGGGGCGAGGGGGGCAAGACGGCCACCCUGGCUUCGACCUCGGCCUUGAACGCGGAGCUCGGCAAGCGCGCCCGCACCCACGGCGCGAGGAUGGCGAAGGAAGAGAAGCGCCUCGGCGCCACGACGGCCGCGAGCAGAUACCGGCGAGUGAUCAGGCACGCCAAGGUGCCGUCGCUGCUCUACGGCGUCAAUGUCAUGGGCAUGGCCGACACCAAGCUGGGCGAGUUGCGGCAGAGCGUGGCGACGGCCAUGGCUGGUAAUGCGAAGGGGCGAUACACGUACCUGACGCUGCUGGCCGACGACGUAGACCCAGGCAUUCUGGCCAACGCGUCCCCGAUCCUGGCGCGGCCGCAGACCUGGCAAGAAGCAGAGGACGACCCGGGUCUCGGGCCGAGGCCCCAGGCCGCAUGGAAGCGGUGGGUCCUCCGAGUGGGCCUUGCGAAGGCCCCGUGGCAGCAGGACGACCCCCUCCACGAGCUGCAUCACUACGUCCGCACCGCCACCGAGCAGGGCCUCAAGGGCGCGUGGUUGGCCAAGUGGGGGAGCGAGUUCAACAUGCAGUCGAUCUUCGUUGAGCCUGCGAGGGCGCUCCUGCGGCGGCCAUGCCGCGGGCGCUGGACGCAUGCGCACCAGGCGCGCGCGAGGACGCACUGGCGCGGGGGCACGUGGCCGCAGGCGCGGCUGCAUCCCAAAGGAGCGGCACCCGACGCCAUCUGCAAGGCGUGCGACCAGGGCGAGGGCACGGACAGACACCGCACCUUCGUCUGCGCGGCGCGGCAGGAUGAGCGCCGGCGCGCGGGUGGCGCCCACAUCGCGCAGCGAGGAGCCAACCCAUGGCCAGGGUCCGAGCAGCUCUGGGGCCGUGGGCUGGCCAACGACCACGCGGUGGAGCUCGGCCUGUGGGACAUCGCCGUCUUCGACACCAUUCACGUCGAGGGCGACUUCGCGGGUUUCGCCGCGGGCCGAGUGUACUCCGAUGACAGCUUGUUGCACGGCAAGUACGCUGCCCUACGACGCGGAGGUUGGUCACUCGCGCAGCUGAACGAGGACAUGCCCUUGAAGAACGCAUGCUACGGGCCCCUGCCAAGGCCGCAGCGGCAGCAAUCCCUAUUCCUGAGCGAGCUGAUGGCCGUGCUCCGCGUGCUGGAG
Messenger RNA from Prorocentrum cordatum, 3194 nucleotides. NCBI's taxonomy places the organism in Eukaryota, Dinophyceae, Prorocentrales, Prorocentraceae. The record is from the annotation of a GenBank genome assembly.